This is a messenger RNA of Arachis ipaensis, 2232 nucleotides long. The record is from RefSeq and is a predicted model, not a curated record. Lineage: Eukaryota; Viridiplantae; Streptophyta; Magnoliopsida; Fabales; Fabaceae.
CUACCACUCUAUAAAAGGAGCCCACAUCACCUCAUAAUAGAGCAAUCCCUCUCCACAAGGAUCAGAUAGAUUCCUCCCACUAACCAACAAAGCCUAAUUAUUGAACCCUAAGAAACCAGUAUCAAACUUGGUUCUGUUGUGUGUGGUUCACAGACACCACAAACACUUUCAACUCAUGAAAGCCCUCAUAAGCAGUUCUUGUUCCAAGGCCAUAGUUGGGAGCCUUGGAUCACAUAUUUAUCAUAGGAGAGGUGGUGGUGGUGUUGUUGCUGCUCAUGUUCCUGGGAGAGUUGAGUUCUGCUUCUCACUGAGAUCAAGAAAUGACAAAAGGGGCUGCAGCUUUUGGUUCCUUAAGACAAAGGGUGUAACCCCAAUUCAUUCAGUGCCACCAAAAACUGAGGUGGAAUUGGAACCAUCAAAGCCAGAUUUGGAAACUGUAGAGCCUCAAGUUCAAAAAAGUGAACAAACAAAUGAAUCAAAGUUUGUACAUGUAACAUUUCAGUUGCAAAAGGAUUGCUUCUUUGGCGAACAGUUUCUCUUAGUUGGAGAAGAUCCUAUGCUUGGUUCUUGGGACCCUUUAGAGGGAUUACCAAUGGCCUGGUCUGAUGGGCAUGUAUGGACUGCGAAUCUGGUUUGUACUGAAACGAAAAGCAGGGAAGAUUGUGUGGCAACCGGGCAUGAAUCGAAUCAUCAACAUUUCAGAAAAUAUGAAUAGAAUAAUUGUUAGUGAGGAUUGGGAGAAGGCUGAACUUCAGGAAAUAAUAGAGGAAGAUCAAAUUGCUCAAUCAGAUGAGGAACUUCAAGUUGUCUCAGAAACAUCUAAUUUAGCUGAAAAUUCAGAUAUUCCUAAAGAGGAACUUGUUUCCGGCUUGUCCGAAGCAUCAGACCUUGAAGCUAACCAAAGCCAAACUCAUGAUGCAGAGAAUCCAAUUACUGAAGAACCUGAGGUGCAGAAAGAACCUGAGGUGCAGAAACCCAGCAGUGAUAGUAUUUCUUACUCAACGGAGAUGCCAUUGGCUAUUGUUGCAGAAAACAUAGGUUCUUUUGAGGAUUCCAGCAACAAUACAAGCUAUGAGAACAAUUUAAGCAAUAUUCAACUGAAUGAACAAUCUGCAGAUGGUUCCACAAAUGGACAUAUAAGUAUAAUGCAUAAUCUGGUGGACAAUGGAAAUGCUGAACCACUAAUGAAUCAGGAGGCAACAGUUACGGAGAGUAAAUUAUUCGAGUUAGAACGAGGUCCUGUUCUUGUACCUGGUUUAGAGUUGCCUUUUGAAGAAGAAGGUCCUGAUGUUGUCGUUCAAGAAAGGAUUACAAUGGAAACUUCAAGUGAAACUUUUGAAUCUAAGGAUGAUGAAGUUCAAGAAAGGACUACCAUGAUAACUUCAAGUGAAGCUUUUGAGCCUAUGGAUCAGAAUAAACCAGAGUUCAGUAAGGAGCAAGGAUCCAACAACGGUGCAACCCAAGAGAUAAUUGCAACAAUCAAGGACGAGCCACGUCACCAUUACAAUGAACAUGAGCAGCAUUUUCAUCUAGCACCGUCGAUGGAGGAAAGAUCGAAUCCCCAGACACAUAAUGAUGACGAUGAUGGUAAUGUCUUGCAAAACGACAUCCAAUGGGGACGUGAAACAGUAAAGAAGUUUCUAACAAAACUUGGGUUGAUUUGAUUUGAUUUGAAUGUGUGAAACUUUACAGAAGAACCAGUAGAAGUAGAAGUAGAAGGAAGAACUUCCCUGGAACUCAUCAUGAGUUGUGUGAUUGUUAUGAUCCAUUUGCCUAGAUUUUUGUUGUCCUGGGAAAGAUGGAUAGGAGCUCAAGAAGUUUGUUGAUGAUGGCUUGUUGAUUGUGUCUAAAUACCUAUUAUCAAGGUAUCAACUACUCUCGAUUUCACUCGUAAACUCAAACUCGAACGAGUUUAUGAGUUUAGGUAUCCAAAUCGAGUUCAUGAUUUUACCAGUAAACUCUACUGAGUUUAGAUAAACUAUCGGAUUUGAUUACCUCGCCAUAUUGUCUGUUGAAGACAACGCUGCUGCUGUUGUAUAAUAUGUUGUCAUAUUUAGCUGUAUAAUGUAUCAUAUAUCAUUCAAUUCAGUUUUGGCCACUUUUUGUAUAUAGAACUAGCAUGCUAGGAGUUUCAUUUGCAAUAGAGAGAGCUUUUGUUAUGUAUACCACAGAACAUAUUUGUAGUUCUAUAAUUAUCUGUUGUAAUAAAAUCUAUGCUUUUUUUAUGUUUUC